UGCACGAGAUCAUCCUGGUGGACGACCACAGCGAGCUCGACGAGCUGAAGGACGAACUGGAUCGCUGCGUCAGAGACGAGCUGAAGGGGAAAGUUAAACUGGUGAGGAACCCGAAGAGGGAAGGACUCAUCAGAGGACGCAUGAUAGGAGCCUCGCAUGCUACCGGUGAGGUCCUGGUAUCUGACAGCCAUUGUGAGGUCAACCAGAUGUGGCUGCAGCCUCUGUUGGCUCCGAUCCGAGCCGACCGGCGGACCGUCGUCUGUCCCGUCAUCGACAUCAUCUCCGCCGACACGCUGGCGUACUCGCCCUCGCCCAUCGUCAGGGGCGGCUUCAACUGGGUGCACUUCAAAUGGGACCCUGUCCCCCCCGCCCAGCUGCAGGGGCCCGAGGGCGUCAUCGCACCCAUCAGGUCUCCCACCAUGGCAGGCGGCCUGUUUGCUAUGAACAGGAAGUACUUUAACGAGCUCGGCCAAUACGAUGCCGGCAUGGACAUUUGGGGCGGAGAGAACCUGGAGAUCUCCUUCAGGAUCUGGAUGUGUGGAGGCCAGCUGCUCAAUCCGUGCUCCAGAGUCGGUCACAUCUUCAGGAAGAGACGACCGUACGGAUCACCUGGAGGACAAGACACCAUGGCUCAUAACUCUCUGAGACUGGCUCACGUAUGGAUGGACGAGUAUAAGGAGCAGUAUCUGUCUCUGCGUCCGGAGCUGCGUGACCGUAGUUUCGGUGACAUCAGCGAGCGCGUGGCGUUGAGGGACCGGCUGCAGUGUCGGUCGUUCCGAUGGUACCUGGAUACCAUCUACCCUGAGAUGCAGGCUGUCGCCAACGGCAACAAGCAGCAGCAGCAGAUGUUCAUCAACAAAGGCCUGCGACGCCCCAAAGUCCUGCAGAGAGGACGGGUACCUGAACACACCGCACAUUCAUGUUUCCAUGGUCAAACCGGGCGCUGCCUGGUGGCGCAGGGCCGACCCAGCCAGAAGGGCGGCGCCGUCGUCCUGAGACCAUGUGACACCCGAGACCCCGAACAGGUGACCUCACUUUAUAUGUCUGAGGGUCAGCUGGUUCUUGCAGGUCUCUUGUGUCUGGAUGUGUCAGAGGUCCGAACCUUUGAUCCUCCCAGACUGAUGAAGUGUCACGGUUCAGGAGGCUCACAGCAGUGGAGCCUGGGGAAGUCUAACCGGCUCUAUCAGGUUUCGGUGGGUCAGUGUCUCUCCUCGCUCAGGCCCGUCGGACCCAAAGGUUACGUUGCCAUGGCGAUAUGCGACGCCUCGCAGGCACAGCAGUGGCAGCUGGAGCCUGAUGACAUCACAGGAUGACAUCACACGCUGACCUGGCGACGGGACAGACGGCAUGAUGGGACGUUUUGAUGCUUUUAGAGACGAUGAGAUUUUACUCUGAGCUGCUUUGACUCACCUGGAGAGUCCUGGAGUCACCUGGAGUCACCUGGAGAGUCCUGGAGUCACCUGGAGAGUCCUGGAGUCACCUGGAGUCACCUGGAGAGUCCUGGAGUCACCUGGAGUCAC
Molecule: messenger RNA, 1520 nt
Organism: Scomber scombrus (Atlantic mackerel)
Lineage: Eukaryota; Metazoa; Chordata; Actinopteri; Scombriformes; Scombridae
Product: polypeptide N-acetylgalactosaminyltransferase 11-like
Biological process (GO): regulation of Notch signaling pathway
Cellular component (GO): Golgi apparatus
Molecular function (GO): Notch binding
Source: RefSeq, a predicted model, not a curated record